AGCAGCUGCAAAUUCACAUUUCAAAAUCUUCUUUCAAAUGAAAAUCCACAGUAGAAAAUUAUUCGUACUAAUAAAUAAUGAUGAAGAGUACCAUCCAAAGAGGAAUCACACUACUACUGCGGUACCAGUGUCUUCAACUUCAAAGCUUGAAUCAUCUGAUGGUGCAAACAUUGAUGAUUCAGCAGAAACACCACCAACAAAACCCGGGUUGCCAUCACCAACACUGGGGUUUGAUACAUCUAUGGCUUUGACGGUUUUAGUUCUUCUAACAGCUCUUUUCUUCAUGGUUUUCUUCUCUAUGUAUCUUCGACGUUUCGCUGCUGAUGAUCAAAACUCGUUAGAGAUUUCAGCUCGUCGUAGAAGACAAUUACACCGAAGAAGCAACAACAAUAGUAGACUAUCUACUUCAACAUCUUCCUCAUCAAAUUCAUUGUCGGUUAGGAGUAACCGACAAGCAGGUUUAGAUUCGUUAACUGUUAAAUCUCUUCCUAUGUUUGCGUAUGAACAUGGAGAUUCAUCAUCAAAAGGAGAAGCAGCAGAAGAAUCCCUUGAUUGUGUGGUUUGUUUGAGUGAAUUCGAAGAGAGAGAAACUGUCAAGAUGAUUCCAUAUUGUGGACACGUGUUUCAUCCAGAAUGUAUAGACACGUGGUUCUCUUCUCACGUGUCGUGUCCUCUUUGCCGUUCCACAAAAUUGUUCAGUCCCACUUCAACAACCAAGAACAAGAAAAACCAUGAUGAUGAUAGUAUCAUUAUGAUAGACAAACAAUCUCAUGACCGUCAUCAGCAGCAUCAGAUUGUGGAGGAUGCAGUUGAGAGAUCAAUGAUCAGAAAUGACGAUACAUGUGUAAUGCCAGACAGGGGAUUAGAAGGUUCAUCACAUAUGACAAGGAAUAGUAGCUGGCCAAAGAUGCAAAUUGACAAGGGUUCAACACCAGCAUUAACAAGAAGCUCGAGCUUUUAACCCAGGGUUUCUUGCAUUGGGUAGUAGCCAGGUAGUUAG
Papaver somniferum (opium poppy) is the source of this 1000-nucleotide messenger RNA. Its product is annotated as RING-H2 finger protein ATL57-like. Bases 38 to 961 code for a protein of 307 amino acids. The record is from RefSeq and is a predicted model, not a curated record. Lineage: Eukaryota; Viridiplantae; Streptophyta; Magnoliopsida; Ranunculales; Papaveraceae. The transcript has a single exon.